AUGUUCAAACCGUCACAGCCGAUGAUGGCGCGCUUGCGCCUGACCACCAAGCAGGUCAAUGGCGGAUACUACAAGGGUACCCGGACAGGCUCGAUGGGUUACUUCGACCCUAAGGGCAACUACGUGAUCGACUGGAAGAAAGUCCGCACCUACGUCGUCCCUGAAGGCUUGGACACUUUCAAGCUCACUCCUUUCGUCUCUAAACGCAUGGACUCGACACCCUCUGUGUACAAGAAGCAGAUUGAACGGAAUGGACGGACUUAUACAGUGAUCGACAGCAUGAAAGGCACUGAUUUCCUGGAUCAGUGGUACUCCAGCAAUCCCGAUGAGGUGCUGGCGCGCGAAACAGCCGAGCGGGAGGCCAUGGACGACUCGACAACCUCGAAGCAAUAG
Messenger RNA from Penicillium subrubescens, 393 nucleotides. Its product is annotated as mitochondrial 54S ribosomal protein mL41. NCBI's taxonomy places the organism in Eukaryota, Fungi, Ascomycota, Eurotiomycetes, Eurotiales, Aspergillaceae. The record is from RefSeq and is a predicted model, not a curated record. Gene Ontology annotation, cellular component: mitochondrial large ribosomal subunit. The coding region runs from base 1 to 393 and encodes 130 amino acids. Gene Ontology annotation, molecular function: structural constituent of ribosome. Gene Ontology annotation, biological process: translation. The transcript has 2 exons.